AUGCGAGUGCUCAAAGGCGCUCGAAAAGGAAAGCGAGUGCUCAAAGGUGCUGCAAGAAGAAAGCGAGUGCUCAAAGGCACUCGAAGAGGAAAGCGAGGGCUCAAAGGCGCUCCAAGAAGAAAACGAGUGCUCAAAGGCACUCGACGAGGCAAGCAAGGGCUCAAAGGCGCUCGAAGAAGAAAGCGAGUGCUCAAAGGCGCUGCAAGAAGAAAGCGAGUGCUCAAAGGCACUCGAGGAGGGAAGCGAGGGCUCAAAGGCGCUCGAAGAAGAAAGCGAGUGCUCAAAGGUGCUCGAAGAGGAAAGAAAGCAAGGGCUCAAAGGCGCUUGAAGAGAAGCGAGGGCUUAAAGGCACUCAAAGAGGAAAGCGAGGGCUCAAAGGUGCUCAAAGAGAAAAGCGAGGGCUCAAAGGUGCUCAAAGAGGAAAGCGAGUGCUUAAAGGCACUCGAGGAGGGAAGCGAGGGCUCAAAGGCACUCCAAGAAGAAAGCGAGUGCUCAAAGGCACUUGAAGAGGAAAGCGAGUGCUCAAAGGCGCUCAAAGAGAAAAGCAAGGCGCACUCGAAAGGAUAA
Molecule: messenger RNA, 567 nt
Organism: Populus trichocarpa (black cottonwood)
Lineage: Eukaryota; Viridiplantae; Streptophyta; Magnoliopsida; Malpighiales; Salicaceae
Exons: 2
Coding region: 1-567 (188 amino acids)
Source: RefSeq, a predicted model, not a curated record